AUGCCCUCUUGGGCCCUCUUCAUGGUCACCUCCUGCCUCCUCUUGGCCCCUCCAAACCAGGCACAAGUCACCAGCCAAGAUGUCUUCUUGCUGGCCUUGGGCACAGAGCCCCUGAACUGCUUCUCCCAAACAUUUGAGGACCUCACUUGCUUCUGGGAUGAGGAAGAGGCAACACCCAGUGGGACAUACCAGCUGCUGUAUGCCUACCCAGGAGAGAAGCCUCGUGCGUGUCCCCUGCAUUCCCAGAGUGUGCCCACCUUUGGAAUACGAUACGUGUGCCAGUUUCCAGCCCAGGAUGAAGUGCGCCUCUUCUUUCCGCUGCACCUCUGGCUGAAGAAUGUGUUCCUCAACCAGACUUUGACCCAGCGGGUGCUCUUUGUGGAUAGUGUAGGCCUGCCAGCUCCCCCCAGUAUCAUCAAGGCUAGGGGUGGGAGCCAACCAGGGGAACUUCAGAUCCACUGGAAGGCCCCUGCUCCUGAAAUCAGUGAUUUCCUGAGGCAUGAACUCCGCUAUGGCCCCACGGACCCCAGCAACUCCACUGGUCCCUCAGUCAUGCAGCUGCUCUCCACAGAAACCUGCUGCCCCACUUUGUGGAUGCUGAAUCCGGUUCCUGUUCAUGGCCAACCUCCAUGCGUCCAGCCUACAGUGCCCCAACAGCAUGGACCGAUAAGGACCUCCCCAACUGGAGAAGCUCCGUCUCUGACAGUGAAGGGUGGAAGCUGUCUCAUCUCAGGGCUCCAGCCUGGCAACUCCUACUGGCUCCAGCUACGCAGUCAACCGGAUGGGGUCUCCCUUCGCGGCUCCUGGGGCCCCUGGUCCUUUCCUGUGACUGUGGACCUUCCAGGAGAUGCAGUGGCAAUUGGACUUCAGUGUUUUACCUUGGAUCUAAAGAAGGUUAUCUGCCAGUGGCAGCAUCAAGACCACACUAGCUCCCAAGGCUUCUUCCACCACAGUAGAACACGGUGCUGCCCCACGGACAGGGAUCCUACCUGGGAGAAAUGUGAAGAGGAAGAGGAAACAGAUCCAGGAUCACAGCCUGCUCUGUUCUCCCGCUGCCAUUUCAAGUCACAAAAUGACAGUGUUAUUCACAUCCUUGUAGAGGUGACCACAGCCCAAGGUGACAUUCACAGCUACCUGGGCUCACCUUUCUGGAUCCACCAGGCUGUGCUCCUCCCCACCCCGAGUCUGCGCUGGAGAGAGGUCUCAAGUGGGAGGCUGGAAUUGGAGUGGCAGCACCAGUCAUCCUGGGCAGCGCAAGAGACCUCCUACCAGCUCCGAUACACAGGCGAAGGCCAUGAGGACUGGAAGGUGCUGGAGCCGUCUCUCGGAGCCCGGGGAGGGACCCUGGAGCUGCGCCCCCGAGCUCGCUACAGCUUACAGUUGCGUGCCAGGCUCAACGGUCCCACCUAUCAAGGCCCCUGGAGCGCCUGGUCUCCUCCAGCUAGAGUGGACACGGGAUCAGAGACUGCUUGGAUCUCCUUGGUGACCGCUCUGCUCCUGGUGCUGUGCCUCAGUGUCCUCCUGGGUCUGCUGCUGCUGAAGUGGCAGUUUCCUGCGCACUACAGAAGACUGAGGCAUGCUGUGUGGCCCUCCCUUCCAGACCUACACCGGGUCCUAGGCCAGUACCUUAGAGACACUGCAGCCCUAAGUCCUCCUAAGGCCACAGUUACCGAUACCUGUGAAGAAGUGGAACCCAGCCUCCUGGAAAUCCUACCUAAGUCCUCAGAGAGGACUCCUUUGCCCCUGUGUUCCUCCCAGCCUCAGAUGGACUACCGAGGAUUGCAACCUAGCCUGAGGACCAUGCCCCUGUCUGUGUGUCCACCCAUGGCUGAGUCGGGGUCUUGCUGCACUACUCACAUCGCCAACCACUCCUACCUACCCCUAAGCUAUUGGCAGCAACCCUGAAAGCAGUUCCCUUGCUACCAUAGAUA
Peromyscus eremicus (cactus mouse) is the source of this 1931-nucleotide messenger RNA. RefSeq names its product MPL proto-oncogene, thrombopoietin receptor (gene Mpl). Bases 1 to 1905 code for a protein of 634 amino acids. Gene Ontology annotation, cellular component: external side of plasma membrane; membrane. The record is from RefSeq and is a predicted model, not a curated record. Gene Ontology annotation, biological process: hemopoiesis; positive regulation of cell population proliferation; cytokine-mediated signaling pathway. Gene Ontology annotation, molecular function: protein binding; cytokine receptor activity. The transcript has 12 exons. Lineage: Eukaryota; Metazoa; Chordata; Mammalia; Rodentia; Cricetidae.